CUGUUCCAUCGAUUUUUCUUCACUCGUAAAUUCUAGAUCAGAUCACACAGCUGAAGUUGACACUUUUAUUUCAACUCGAUUCCUAGUUCGAUAUCGGUCCUUCAUCCCGGCGAUUAAGUCUAGCGAUUUGCAAUCAAACCCAUAUUAUUGAUUCCAUUGGGAUUGGCGGCUGAGUUACUGAAACAAGAAGAAGAUCAUCAAAUAAAAUAUUUCAAGAACAUGGGUUCUUUGAAGGGGGGAGAAGAGAACUUAGAGACCAUCGAUGAAGAAGCAAAGGAGGCUAUAUUGUACGUUAAUGGGCUCCGUCGGAUUCUUCCAGAUGGAUUAGCUCACAUGACUCUUCUCGAGUAUCUCAGAGAUGUGGGCUUAACGGGGACAAAGCUUGGAUGUGGAGAAGGUGGUUGUGGAGCUUGCACAGUAAUGGUAUCUCAGUUUGAUCAAAAUAUUAAGAAAUGCGUGCACUACGCGGUUAAUGCUUGCUUAGCUCCAUUGUAUUCUGUUGAAGGGAUGCAUGUGAUUACAGUUGAAGGAGUUGGAAACCGUAAACGUGGUUUGCAUCCUCUUCAGGAAUCACUAGCCCAGUCACAUGGUUCACAAUGUGGAUUCUGCACACCUGGUUUUAUUAUGUCUAUGUAUGCAUUAUUGAGGUCAAGUGAAACAUCCCCAACCGAGGAGGAGGUUGAAGAGUGCCUAGCUGGAAAUCUCUGUAGAUGCACUGGUUACCGACCUAUUAUAGAAGCAUUUCGUGUCUUUGCAAAAACUGACAAUUUGCCAUAUACUAAUACAUCUCCGCAAAAGGUUCCAACCGAAGGUUUUAUUUGCCCUUCAACGGGGCAGCCUUGCUCAUGCAAAUCAGAAAAUUCUGCCAAAACCCAACAUCCAAUCACACAUAGUAAGAUUGAUGGAAGCAUGUAUACAGACAAGGAACUCAUUUUUCCUCCAGAGUUGUUAAUGAGAAAGCUUAUGUGUUUGAAUUUGAGUGGGUGUAAUGGAAUUAAGUGGUAUAGAUCUUUGCGGCUUCAACAUCUGUUAGACUUAAAAUCAAGGUAUCCAGAGGCAAAGCUUGUGAUUGGUAACACAGAGGUAGGGAUUGAAAUGAGGUUAAAGAAUUUGCAAUAUAAAGUUUUGAUAUGUGUUUCACAUGUAGCUGAAUUAAAUAAACUGAGCACGAAUGAGGACGGUAUGAAAAUCGGUUCUGCAGUUAGACUGUCAGAGCUGGCGAAAUUUUUCAAAAGGAUGAUAAAAGAACGAGCUGUUCACGAGACUUCAUCAUGCAGAGCCUUCGUUGAACAGAUUAAAUGGUUUGCUGGAACACAGAUUAAAAAUGUCGCCUCUGUUGGUGGGAAUAUCUGUACAGCAAGUCCAAUAUCGGACCUCAAUCCUUUAUGGAUUGCAGCUGGCGCUAGUUUUCAUAUUAUUGAUUGUAAAGGUAACACGAGAGUAGUAGCGGCGGAGAAGUUUUUCCUUGGGUAUCGAAAAGUUGAUCUGGCUAGAGAUGAAAUUUUAUUCUCGAUAUUUCUACCUUGGACUAAGCCACAUGAGCAUGUGAAAGAAUUCAAACAGGCACAUAGAAGAGACGAUGAUAUUGCAAUUGUUAAUGCUGGAAUGCGUGUUUUCCUUGAAGAAGUGGAUAAUGGGAAAUGGGUAGUUUCAGAUGCUUCGAUCGCAUAUGGUGGAGUUGCUCCAUUUUCUCUUUCGGCUGCUGCAGUCAAGGAAUUUCUCAUUGGGAAGAGUUGGGAUGAUGACUUGCUAAAAGGUGCUUUAGAAGCACUGGGUAAGGAUGUUUUGCUCAAAGAUGAUGCCCCGGGUGGGAUGAUAGAGUUUCGGAAAUCUUUAACACUGAGUUUCUUCUUCAAAUUCUAUCUGUGGGUAUCUCACCAAAUGGGGGAGAAAUCUUCCUUCCAGAAGAAUAUUCCGGAAUCUCAUCUAUCAGCCGUUCAACCAUUCCAUCGCCCCCCUGUUGUUGGAAGUCAGGACUUUGAAGUUAUAAAACAUGGGACUUCCGUUGGAUCUCCAGAGGUUCAUCUCUCUGCUAAACUUCAGGUUACUGGAGAGGCCGAAUACACUGAUGAUACACCCAUGCCAGCUGGUGCCUUACACGCAGCUUUAGUAAUGAGUCGCAAGCCACAUGCUCGAAUUCAUUCUAUAGAUGAUUCAAAAGCCAAGUCCGCACCAGGUUUUGAAGGGAUAUUUUUUGAUAAAGAUAUUCCCGGUGGUAAUAUGAUUGGAGCUAUUAUUGCUGAUGAAGAACUCUAUGCAAAAGAAAUCGUCACUUGCAUUGGACAGGUCAUUGGAGUUGUUGUUGCUGAUACCCAUGAACAUGCGAAACUGGCUGCAAGAAUGGUUAACAUUGAGUAUGAAGAUCUCCCAGCCAUUUUGUCAAUAGCUGAUGCCCUCAAGCAUAACAGUUUCUUCACUAAUACAGAGAAAAAAUUGAUCAAAGGAGAUGUAGAUGCAUGUUUUGAAUCAGGACAAUGUGACAGGAUCAUAGAGGGGGAAGUUCAGGUAGGAGGCCAAGAACACUUUUACCUGGAGCCAAAUAGCAGCUUAGUUUGGACAGUGGAUUGUGGCACUGAGGUUCAUAUGAUUUCUUCUACUCAAGCUCCUCAAAAGCACCAACAAUAUGUUUCACAUGUCCUUGGCCUUCCUCUGUCAAAAGUUGUUUGCAAAACUAAGCGCAUUGGUGGUGGUUUUGGUGGAAAAGAGACCAAGUCUGCUUUUCUUGCUGCAGCAGCUGCUGUUCCGUCAUAUCUGUUAAAUAGACCAGUGAAGAUCACAUUGGAUCGGGAUGUAGAUAUGAUGAUAACUGGCCAGCGCCACAGCUUUCUUGGAAAAUACAAGGUGGGAUUUACAAACAAUGGGAAAGUGUUGGCCCUUGAUCUAGAAAUAUACAAUAAUGCUGGAAAUUCACUUGAUUUAUCUCUUUCGGUACUUGAGCGUGCCAUGUUUCAUUCAGACAAUGUCUACGAUAUACCAAAUGUAAGAAUAAAGGGGAAUGUGUGCUUCACUAAUUUUCCUAGUCAUACGGCCUUUCGUGGUUUUGGAGGUCCUCAAGGUAUGAUGAUUACCGAAAACUGGAUUCAUAGAAUAGCAAUGGAACUUGAAAAAUGUCCAGAAGAAAUUAGAGAAAUAAAUUUUCAAAGUGAGGGGUCUGUAUUACACUAUGGUCAGAAACUUGAAAACUUUACCCUACAACGACUUUGGGAAGAACUGAAGUCAUCUUCCAACCUCUUGAAAGCUCGCGAAGAAAUCCAACAGUUUAAUCGUUGUAACAGGUGGAAGAAACGAGGAAUUGCUAUGAUACCAACAAAAUUUGGUAUCUCUUUCACAACAAAGUUUAUGAACCAGGCGGGUGCCCUUGUCCAUGUAUAUACCGAUGGAACCGUUCUAGUCACACAUGGAGGCGUGGAGAUGGGACAAGGCUUACAUACAAAAGUCGCUCAAGUUGCUGCUUCUUCCUUCGGUAUUCCUCUCAGUUCUGUGUUUAUAUCAGAGACGAGCACUGAUAAGGUUCCAAAUUCCUCUCCAACUGCAGCUUCUGCAAGUUCUGAUUUUUACGGAGCUGCAGUUUUAGAUGCUUGCGAUCAAAUAAAAGCACGGAUGGAACCAGUUGCCUCGAAGAAGAAAUAUGAAUCUUUUCGUGAGCUAGCAAAAGCAUGCUACAUGGAACGGAUAGAUCUGUCAGCUCAUGGGUUUUACAUAACUCCUGAUAUCGGCUUUGACUGGGUAACUGGAAAAGGAAAGCCAUUCUCGUACUUCACCUAUGGAGCUGCAGUUGCAGAGGUUGAGAUCGACACAUUAACCGGGGAUUUCCAUACAAGAACUACUGAUAUUUGCAUGGAUCUAGGACAUUCCAUUAAUCCAGCCAUUGAUGUUGGACAGAUAGAAGGAGCUUUCAUACAAGGACUAGGAUGGGUAGCUCUAGAGGAGUUGAAAUGGGGAGAUCCAGCUCAUAAGUGGAUUUCACCUGGUGCUUUAUAUACAUGCGGUCCUGGAAGCUAUAAGAUACCUUCUCUCAAUGAUGUCCCAUUCAAAUUCAGUGUUUCUCUUCUCAAGAGAGCUCCAAACCCGAAGGCAGUCCAUUCAUCAAAAGCAGUUGGGGAGCCUCCCUUUUUCCUGGCAUCAGCCGUUUUCUUUGCCAUCAAGGAUGCCAUUAUCGCUGCAAGAGAAGAAACAGGGCAUCAUGGUUGGUUCCCUCUUGAUAAUCCAGCCACUCCAGAACGGAUACGGAUGGCUUGUUUAGAUCAAUUCAUCACACAGUUCGUGAAGCCAGAUUUCCACCCCAAGCUCAGUGUUUGACGCCCUAUUUUGUUUUUCUGAAAAUCGUUUGGGCCAGAUUUCCACCCCAAGCUCAUUGUUUGACGCCCUAUUUUGUUUUUUUGAAAAUCGUUGGGGUGAAAACUCGAACCCCUAACGCCUAAGGACAUGAGUUCGUGUGCUCUACCACUAAAAAUUGUCCAAGCUCAGUGUAUUUAUCUUUGAAGAUCUUACAUUAUGUAAUAUGAACUCGUGAAUACUUGUAAAAUAACAUAAAUAAUGGAUCAAUAUGACAAUUUGAAUUAAUUUAUGAUUGUAAUAAAGCUUUAAUCAUCUGAGGAA
Messenger RNA from Impatiens glandulifera, 4599 nucleotides. Its product is annotated as xanthine dehydrogenase 1-like. The transcript is spliced from 14 exons. Gene Ontology annotation, molecular function: FAD binding; 2 iron, 2 sulfur cluster binding; oxidoreductase activity. The coding region runs from base 220 to 4299 and encodes 1359 amino acids. Lineage: Eukaryota; Viridiplantae; Streptophyta; Magnoliopsida; Ericales; Balsaminaceae. The record is from RefSeq and is a predicted model, not a curated record.